AUGAGUGGUAAACUUCAAAGUUUAAGGUCAACCAACUUAACUAAAACCAAUCUACUUAAACUUAAAAUCAUCAUUCAUCAUUCACCACUUGAACUUGUAACAAGGAACCAAGAACAAACAACAAACAACGAACAAGCCAACUACUAUCAAAGAACAAACUAUCAAACUACCUACACUCAUCAUGGAGCUGAUGAAGGAUGGCUCAGUGCAGAAGUACAAGAUAAAGAGAUCGCUACUUCAGGUUCAGUGAAAUUGGUCUUUAUAGAUGCUCAUGGAAAAGAACGUGUCGUGACUACCACCAUUGAUGCCGUCAAAAAAACUAGAGGCUCAGAUCUACCUCCAUUACGUAACCCUCCUUUACUCGAAGCUACAGAGGAUCUCACCAAUUUAUCUUAUUUAAAUGAACCUGCAGUGCUUCAUACUAUUCGAACUAGGUAUACAACAGCUCGACAGAUUUACACCUAUUCUGGAAUUGUCUUAGUAGCGGUCAACCCAUUCAUAGCAGUUCCACUUUAUUCAUCCGAUAUUGUACAAGCAUAUGCAGGAAGGAAGAAAGGUGAUCUCGAACCUCAUCUCUUUGCCAUUGCUGAAGAUGCCUAUCGAUGUAUGAUUCGAGAUCGUAGAGAUCAAACUGUGAUUGUCUCGGGUGAAUCUGGUGCUGGUAAAACCGUUUCUGCCAAGUAUAUCAUGAGGUAUUUUGCUACUGUGGAUGAUCCUGAUCGUCCUGAAAAACGAAAGCCAAAAGGAGCCGAUGGAUCAGGCAUGACUGAAGUUGAAGAACAAAUUCUAGCCACCAAUCCGAUCAUGGAAGCUUUCGGAAACGCAAAGACCACCAGGAACGAUAACUCAUCUCGAUUUGGGAAAUAUAUCGAAAUCUUGUUUGAUUCUGAACAAACAAUCGUAGGAGCCAAGAUUCGAACAUAUCUACUUGAAAGAUCUCGUUUAGUUUACCAACCUGAAACUGAAAGGAAUUAUCACAUCUUUUAUCAAUUGAUUGCUGGUACCCCUCAAGCCGAACGAAAACAACUUGGAUUAGAUUCGAUUAGCAAAUUUCAUUAUCUUAAUCAAGGUGGAGCUAGCGCAGAGAAAAUCAAUAGUGUAGACGAUAAGAAAGAGUUUGCUUUAACACAAGAUGCCCUUAGUACAGUAGGCAUUGGAAUGACUCAGCAAUGGGCCAUCUUUAAACUCUUGGCUGCGCUUCUACAUUUAGGAAAUAUUGAUAUCAAAGCUAGUCGAACGGAUGCAGCUAUGGCUGAUGACGAUCCAAGUUUAAUCCUAGCUUGUAGCUUAUUAGAGAUUGAUCCAAAUGAGUUCAAAAAAUGGACAAUCAAAAAACAAAUCGUCACUCGAUCUGAGAAGAUUGUUACUUCGCUCAAUUCGACUGCUGCGAUCAGUGUCAGGGAUUCAGUGGCAAAAUACAUUUAUAGUAGCUUAUUCGAAUGGCUCGUAUCAGUAGUCAAUGGUAGUCUAUAUAACACUGAGUUGGACGAUAGGGUGGCAAGUUUUAUCGGUGUGCUUGAUAUUUACGGAUUCGAGUUUUUCAAAACAAACUCAUUCGAACAAUUCUGUAUCAACUACACCAACGAGAAACUACAAGCUGAAUUCAAUGCACACGUCUUCAAAUUAGAACAAGAAGAAUAUAUACAUGAAAAGAUAGAUUGGAAGUUUAUCGAAUUCUCAGAUAAUCAACCUACAAUCGAUCUCAUUGAAGGUAAAUUAGGAAUCUUAUCAUUAUUAGAUGAAGAAUCAAGAUUACCAUCGGGUUCAGAUAAUUCAUUUGUACAAAAACUUUAUACUCAACUUUCGAAACCUGAACAUGCCAAAGUUUUCAAGAAACCUAAAUUCGGCACAUCAGCUUUUACAAUUGCUCAUUAUGCAUUAGAUGUUACUUAUGAAGGUGAAGGGUUCUUAGAAAAGAAUAAAGAUUCAGUACCGGAUGAGCAUUUGACUUUACUUUUUGCUACUCAAAAUACUUUCUUGAAGGAUAUUUUGGAAAAAGCUCAAGAGAUUCGUAAUUCACCUAAUGCAGCUGCUACUAAUACUCAUAAAUCAGUUACCACCAAUUCUAGCGCUGGCGUAGAGACUGUCACUUCUCCUAUGUCACCUUCUAGUUCAACUAUCUCAAGUAAACGUGCUAGUCUUUUUGAUGGACCUGCUUCAUCCAUGGUGUCAAAACGGACAAGUGUGUCAACAGCCGCAAGUAGUGUAGUUCCCUCACCUCGAAACACUGCUACUGGACCUUUGAAACGGACCAUGGGCGGUGGCGGUGUCGGAGGUGGUACUACCAAGAAACCUACCUUGGGAUCGAUCUUUAAACAUUCAUUGAUUGCUUUAAUGGAGACCAUCGAUUCUACUAAUGCCCAUUAUAUUCGUUGUAUUAAACCAAAUGAAGCUAAACGUGCUUGGGAAUUUGACCCUCCUAUGGUCUUGGGUCAACUUCGAGCUUGUGGUGUUUUGGAGACCAUCAAAAUCAGUGCUGCUGGGUAUCCUACACGAUGGACAUUUGAAGAUUUUGCUGAACGGUACUAUAUGUUGGUCAACUCGAAAUCAUGGAAAAAUGAAGUUAAAGCGAUCUGUUCGAGUAUCUUAUCAAACACCAUCAAAGAAGAAAACAAAUAUCAAGUAGGAUUAACUAAAUUAUUCUUUAGAGCAGGAAUGUUAGCAUAUCUAGAACAAGUGAGAACCGAUCGAAUCAAUUUCUUAGUGACUUUAAUGCAAAAGAAUUUCAUGAGAACGUAUUAUCAAAUGAGGUAUAAACGAUUAAAAGCAAGUGUGAUUGGAGUUCAAACCAUUUGGAGAUCGAUUAUGGCUAAAAGAGAAAAAGAAAGGAUGAGAAAGGAAAGAGCUAUUGGGAUUAUUCAGAGGCAAAUCAGGUGUUAUUUAGGACGUCAAAGGUUUCUUAGGACUCGAACUUUUGUUAUUCAAUUACAAUCUCGUGCACGUGGAAUUAAGAUUCGAUCGACUUUUGUAAACCAAAAGACAUUUAUCUCAGCCUCAAGAUUACAAGCAUUAUUCAGAGGUCAUUUAUCAAGAAGAGUGUUUAAAAAAGAAAUCAAAAAAGUGAUUUUGAUUCAAUCGAUUCAUAGAAAAAGAUUAGCAAGAAAAGAAUUAUUAGCAUUAAAACAAGAAGCUAAAUCAGUUGUACAUUUUAAAGAAGUUUCAUAUAAAUUAGAAAACAAAGUAGUCGAAUUAACUCAAACUUUACAAAAACGUACACAAGAAAAUAAAUCACUUCAAUCUAAAUUAAAUGAAUUACAAUUACAACUUGAAUCUUGGAUGUCUAAAUAUGAUGAAGUUGAUAAACAAACUAAAAGUUUAAAAAAUCAAAUUGAUAAUCGACCUACGAUUGAUUUACCAGAAUUCGUAGCUCUUGGUGAAGAAAAGAAGAAGACUGAAUCUCAAUUAGCCGAAUCUUUAAGAAAGAUUGAAGAACAAGAUAAGAUGAUUUCAAACUUGACGAUCGAGUUCGAAGCACAAGCAAAGGAGAUGGAAGAUCGACAAAAGUUAUUAGAUAGUAUGACAAGUAAUGGACUCAAUGCAGAUUCAACAUCUGUAUCAGGCAUGAGGCAAGAACUCUUGAGCUUACGAGAACAACUCAGUCGAGCUCUUAAUAGUCAAAAAGCACCAAGGGGUGAUCAUACUUUCCAUAUGGCUACUGGUCAGACUAGUCGAGAGGCCUUAGGAAAUGGGUUGAACAAUGGUAGUAUCACAGGAUCGCCUGGUUCUUUGGCUACAGGUAAGAGGAAAUUGAGGAGACAUAGCGCUGAUGAUUUAGGUGGUGAUGUGUUACCGACUGUACCUACCACUGCUGCCGGCAAUCUACUAGCCACACCUAACAGUCGAUUUGAUAAUCCAAGAGCGGUAUCAGUAGCCUAUGCACAAACACCUAAUGUUUAUCCAGAAGACGCAUUGGAAGAUACAUCUGAGAUCAUCAUGAGAUUAUUAGAAGAUGAAGAACCAUUAGAUGAAGAUGUAUUGGUAGGAUUGAUCAAGACGUUAAAAGUACCGACACCUUCAUUACAAAACCCACCUUCUUCAAAGGAAGUCUUAUUUCCGGCUCAUUUGAUCAGUUUAGUCACUAAUGAAAUGUGGAAGUAUGGAUUGAUGAGAGAAAGUGAAAGGUUCUUGGCUAAUGUGAUGCAAACCAUUCAACAACAUGUGAUGGGAUUCCAAGGUGAAGAAGCGAUAAUCCCAGGAAUCUUUUGGCUUUCGAAUGUACAUGAAGUUUUAUCAUUUGUUUGUAUUGCAGAAAGUGAUAUUUUACAAGGAAUCGGACCAGGAGUAGAUGGAGCAGGAAGAGAUUUUGAUUGGGAUGAUUAUGAAAGAUUAGUGACGAUCGUCAAACAUGAUUUAGAUUCAUUAGAAUAUAAUAUUUAUCAUACAUGGAUGCAAGAAACUAAAAAGAAAUUACAUAAGAUGGUAGUCCCAGCCUUAAUCGAAUCACAAUCUUUACCCGGUUUUGUUACUAAUGAUGGAGGAGGUAGAUUGUUUAACCGAUUAUUGUCAGGUAAUCAUCAACCUGCCUUUAAUAUGGAUGAUAUUUUGAAUUUAUUAAAUAAAGUUUGGAAAUCGUUAAAGAGUUAUUAUGUGGAACAUAGUGUGAUUCAUCAAGUGGUUACUGAAUUGUUGAAAUUGAUUGGGGUGACUUCUUUUAAUGAUUUAUUGAUGAGAAGGAAUUUUUGUUCUUGGAAACGUGCAAUGCAAAUUCAAUAUAACAUCACCAGACUUGAAGAAUGGUGUAAAUCACGUGAUAUGCCUGAAGGUACAUUGCAAUUAGAACAUCUCAUGCAAGCUACUAAACUUUUACAAUUGAAGAAAGCUACUAUUGCUGAUAUUGAUACAUGUUAUGAUGUUUGCUGGAUGUUAACACCAUCACAGAUUCAAAAAUUGAUUUUACAAUAUCAUGUAGCAGAUUACGAAAAUCCGAUCGCACCUGAGAUUCUAAAAGCUGUAGCAUCUAGAGUAAUGCCAAAUGAUAAGAAUGAUCAUUUGAUGUUACCACCUGAAGUAGAAGAAGCAGGUCCAUAUGAAGUUCCAUUACCUAGAGAAGUUAUGUCACUUGAUACUUAUUGUCCUGCUUGGUUAAAUGUUCCUCAUAUUAGAAGAUUAACACAAGUCGUGGCUUAAAAAUUUUUAAAGAAUUGGUAAUAUAUAUACAUAGAUUUUUCGAUUUCAACCAAAAAAAAUCAAAGUUUUUUUUUUUUUUUCUUUUACAUUAAAGUUGAAAACCUUUUUCUUUUCGAAAGUGGAUCCAAAUUGAAGAUUAUCAAUUUAAUAGAAGUCAAAAUUGGUAAAAGGAAGGAAAUAGAUUUUUUGGUUGAAGGAAAUUAUUAGAAGAUAUUUGAAAACUUGAUCCAUCAAAUUGAAAGAAAUGCUGGGUUGAUGGCACUGGUGAUAAUUUCUUAUGAUUGGUUUCCUUUGUUCUUUUGCAAUCACUUUUUUUUUCAUAAAUAAAUCAAAACCUACUGAAGAUGAAUCAAGAGUUUGGUUAACAAGUUUUUCUUUGUCCAAGUUUCUUUUAGCAUCUUGUUCUUAUGAGUCUCAUUUUCUCUUCUUUGUAAUCAUAUCUUCUUUUCAAAUUCUCACAUUUGAUCAACUCUGUUUUUUUUCCUUGAGAUGAUUUCUUCUUUUUUCACUUCUUCUUUUUCUUUAUUUUUCUAUUCAAAAUUCAUUUCAUUCUUCUAAAUCACGAAAAACAAUUGCAACAAAAAAUCAAUGAGUAAAUGAAUUUUAAUACUGAAAAAGUCUCUUUCG
Molecule: messenger RNA, 5754 nt
Organism: Melampsora larici-populina 98AG31
Lineage: Eukaryota; Fungi; Basidiomycota; Pucciniomycetes; Pucciniales; Melampsoraceae
Exons: 15
Coding region: 1-5127 (1708 amino acids)
Biological process (GO): vesicle transport along actin filament; actin filament organization
Cellular component (GO): cytoplasm; actin cytoskeleton; myosin complex
Molecular function (GO): actin filament binding; ATP binding; microfilament motor activity
Source: RefSeq, a predicted model, not a curated record